UAGGUGGUCUGUGGUAUUAUUCUGAUGAUGAACCUCGCUCCGAUCCACAUGGACCUGGCGCUAUCUACCAUGGACUCCAUACCAAUGUUAGCAAGGAAAUGAUGGCCUUCUCGGACUUCCCGUUGGCAAAGUCUUUGCCACCGUUUCCAAAGGGAAGUGACAUACAAGAAUAUUACGAGCGGUAUGCCGAACAUUUUGGACUUCUCAAGCACAUCAAUUUCAAUGUGGACGUGGUGUCCAUCGACCAGGACGCCGAUUACGAAGGCACCGGACGAUGGAAGGUGACAGUCCGCACAAUCUCGGGCGAGAUCAGGAGUGAGGUCUUCGACGCAGUGAUGGUGUGUACUGGUCUUUAUCCCAGUGGGCACCUGCCAGACUAUCCUGGGUUAGAUUCAUUCAAAGGACAGAUCAUGCACAGUUGUCAAUUCAAGAGAGGGGCUUACUUCACGGACAAGAGGGUUCUGGUCGUAGGCUCAGGUACUUCGGGAGGAGACAUUUCCAACAUUAUCAGUCAUCACGCAAGUCAGGUAUACCUUAGCUUGCGGCACGGAGCUUGGUGUAUCCCUCGAUUCUUUUACAACAAACAGACCAUACAAGAUUUUUUCAACCAGCGGUGGAAGACGUGGAUUCCCUCGAGACUCCUCAACAACUGGCUGAUCAAUAAGAUGAACUACCACAUGGAUGGGAAGACUCUUGGUUUACAGCACUCAAAACUUCCGUUCAACGUCCAUUGCAUGGUUGACGAGGAUCUUCCCGCCAGCAUAAUGGAAGGAAGAGUACGAAUCAGGAGUGGUAUUGACAGAUUUGAAGGCUCCAAUGUCCAUUUUGUAGACGGUUCCGUGAUUGAAGACAUCGAUUAUGUAGUCUUUGCCACUGGGUACGACCUCAAGCUUCCCUUUUUAAAGAAGGAAAUCGUACCAGACGGAUACGAUCAGAUUGAGCUGUACCAAUACAUGAUUCCGAUUCGGCUUCGGCAUCCAACCCUGUCUUUCGUGGGGCUGUGUCUUCCUUACACAAUGGGUCAUAACGCGCUUUGUGAGAUGCAGACAAGGUACAUCACCAAGGUCUUGAAAGGAGAGGUCAGGCUACCCAGCUCUGAAGAAAUGCAACAAGAGGUCAUCUCUAGAAAGGAUCUCAACUACAAAUUAUUUGAAAACCACCAGCCCUUAAUUACGGACCCAACUGCCUACCGUGAUCAGCUGGCCGAAGCAAUCGGGGCGCUACCAAAUUUGACAAAGCUAAUCUUCACCGAUCCUGUACUCGCUUACCAUUUCUACUUCGGGGUCGCCUAUCCACCUUGCCAUAGGUUAGUAGGUCCUGGUGCCACUCCGGGGGCGAGACAGGCUCUUAUUGACUGCAAGGAGAACCAGGUACAUGGUAUUACACUGACAACAGUGCGUAGGGAUGCGAAAGAUUGUCUGCAAGCCUAUGAAGACGGCCAGAAAUCCUCUUUAACUGUGUAUAUCAUGAUCUUCGGUGCCAUUUUAUCUGUAAUUGUCCUCAUGGUUAUAUUUUAAUGUGUUAUCUGGUGAAACAAAAUCUUAAUUUUGACAAAUUGCCAAUACAGAGACGUAUACCGUUUUGGGUUUUAUAUGCCUUUAUAACUGCUCCCAGUCUCCCAUCAAGUUCAUCAAUUCAAUUGCGGCUUGAUUCUGAAUUAACUGGUCCAUCCCAUUGAAUAUGCAAGAUGAAAGUCGUGGGAAGAUAAAGUGUAAAGCGGCAGUCUAUGCAAAGUGACUUCUGUCGUUGGACAACUUUCCUUGAUUUCGAUUGGCUGAGGACAGGGAGUGUUUCAUCAAUAUUUUUGUCCGACUAGUUGUCGGAUCUGACAACUUUUCUUGAUGUUGAUCGGAUAAGAAGCACUGUUACUAUGGCAACUGUCGGAUAAAAUGGGACUCGUCGGAUAAAACAUCUGACAAGACCUUUCAUGACACCCUCCCCAGGUGCUGACUCUUACUCUGUCACUGAACGAUGAAACAGACGUCGUAUGAAACAUCUGCCAAGAUCGUGAAACAUUAUCUUGAAAGUGUAUAUAACAAUGAAGUGAACAAAUGCUCAUCAAACGAUGCACUGAAUCAUUAAAAACUGACCAAUCCACUUCUGGGGCCCGUUGCAUAAAGCUUUUGCCAUUAAAAAAACUCUGGCAAAUUUUUGCCAGUUUUUUAAUGUGUAAUUUUCAAUUGCAUAAUUUUGUUUGCCAGAGUUUUUGUUUAUUUGCCAGAGUUUUUUUUUUUGGCAAAAGUUUUAUGCAACGGGUCCAUGAUUUAACGUCAUGUACAGAGUGAGUCAGAAAAAAUGUCCCACUUUUGUAAAGUUGAAUUGUUUAAAAUAUGAAUAUUUAAUCAUUAGUUUCAUGAUAUGUCUUGAUAAGAGGUAUCCUCCCAAUACAUUCAGGUACCUUUUUCAUUUGAUCCCCUGCACGCAUGACUGAACAGCGGACAAUCUUUAGAAGACUGUCCGAUCUCACUUGCGCCAAGUUACUGGGUGAUGAAUAAAACAGCGGCACCUCCACAAGACUGUUGUAUGUUUAUCGUCGAGUGCUCGCGUGUCACCGCGAAAGAAUUCCCCAAUAUUCGAAAUCAAGAUCAAUUUCGAUUAUGAAAAGCCAAUUGUAUACAAGACGAUAGCCAUCAAUAUUGUUUUGAUGUUCUUAAUGACACCCAACCCCAUUAUGUAGAAUGUAAUUCUUACGUUGUUGAAAUGGAGGGAAGUCUGAAGAAAAGAUUACAGUGAUGAGAAAUGGGAGUCUUUUAUGACGUAAACAGUCACAGUAGCUAUUUUAAUCAAUGCCAUUCCAAUGUGUACUUGAAGAUAAAUAUCAAGUCAUUCCAUUAGCUUCCAACUUUUAUGCCAAUUUGGAAUGUUAUUGGAAGUUAGGUUCAUAACAUUUCGAUAUAGUAGUAUGCUCUCUUUUCGAUGAAGUAAAUGCUAUGCAGGCGCAUAUCCAGCCUCAGAUCCUAUAUACAAAGCAUGUCAUGGGCGCAAUUGUCUGUAAGGACAAUAGUGACUCUAUUGUGCUUGUGCAUGCAUGGGCCCAUCCAUUUCUUUAUACUGGAUACGAUAGUGCUAUGUGCACCCUUUUCCCUCGAUAUUGCUAUUCAAAUUUGAACAAACAUUGACUAUAUUUGACAAUUCCUUAGGGGUGUCUCGCUCAUUUAUUGUUGAGGACAUAAUGUGUUCUCACAAAGCAGGGCAACGUGUUUAUUAAGUCCGACUUUUUCGCCUAUUUCACUACCUGUUUUUCGUUUAAUUUUUUCUAUAUAUUUAAUUAACUGUUUUGAUUCAAAGAGGAAGUCCACCCUGGUUAGAGGUUGGUUGAAAAAAAAGCAGAUUUUCUUAUUAUGGUGAAAGUUCGCUGAAAAUCCGUCAAAGAAUAAUGGAUUUAGGAAAUUUUAAAAUUGCGAUUUCUUACGUCAGAGCCUAGCAGCCCCUCUAUACUUGAGCGUAAUAAAUUCCCCAAACUGCCAUUUUCUUCCAAAAAAAAGAAAAAAAGUGAAAGUGAUUUUUAUUUCUCUAUAUGGAUAUAAUUUGUAUUCAUCAUAUUGAAGUAGAUAAUUUGAACUUAUGGAAUUUACAUCACGUGAUAUAUGGGGAAGUUGCUCGCAUAUGACGUCACGAAUUAAAAACUGAAGAAAAAUAAAUCAUAACUCGUAUUCUUUUAUGGACUUUAAUGAAGCCUUUACUGGUGUUGGUGUUUUUAUCUAUAUUUCUGCAUUUAUUUGAAGCCAACUUAUCGUCAGGCUGAAAAUCCUCAUUAAUAUGUAUUCACCUUAUGACAUUGAUUGAUAAUGGUAUGAAACACUUUGUGGUGUUGUAUCGUAAAAUAUGUAUUUUAAUCGAGUAAAUCAACAUAAUAUAGGUUCAUGUAAUCCUUUA
Messenger RNA from Lytechinus pictus (painted urchin), 3876 nucleotides. Its product is annotated as dimethylaniline monooxygenase [N-oxide-forming] 2-like. The transcript is spliced from 6 exons. Gene Ontology annotation, molecular function: NADP binding; N,N-dimethylaniline monooxygenase activity; flavin adenine dinucleotide binding. NCBI's taxonomy places the organism in Eukaryota, Metazoa, Echinodermata, Echinoidea, Temnopleuroida, Toxopneustidae. The coding region runs from base 99 to 1517 and encodes 472 amino acids. The record is from RefSeq and is a predicted model, not a curated record.